Messenger RNA from Striga hermonthica, 777 nucleotides. NCBI's taxonomy places the organism in Eukaryota, Viridiplantae, Streptophyta, Magnoliopsida, Lamiales, Orobanchaceae. The record is from the annotation of a GenBank genome assembly.
AUGGGAAGAGCACCUUGCUGCUCAAAAGUUGGUUUAAGGAGAGGGCCUUGGUCUACUAAAGAAGACAAUCUUCUCUCUAAUUUUAUCCUCCAAAAUGGGGAGGGCCAAUGGCGAUCUCUCCCCAAGAAAGCCGGGCUUUUGAGGUGCGGGAAGAGCUGCCGGCUGAGGUGGAUGAACUACCUCCGGCCGGGAAUAAAGCGCGGCAACAUCAGCCAAGACGAGGAGGACCUGAUCGUGCGCCUGCACGCCCUCCUCGGCAACCGGUGGUCCCUAAUUGCGGGCCGCCUGCCAGGUCGAACCGACAAUGAGAUCAAGAACUACUGGAACACCCACCUUCUCAAGAAACUCCAAACCGCCGGGCUCCGGCCCAAACCCGGACCCUACCAGCCCACUAGGCCCGCCCGGACCACGAAACACCAGAGCCCAACCUCCCCAAAAGAUAAAAAUAAGAGGAGGAAGAAAAAGAAGAAGGACGAGGAGGAGAAGGAGAAUGGGCCGGCCCCCGAGGCAGAGGAGCCCGAGGAGGAGGAGGAGGAGGAGGAGAAGACCAAGGUGUAUCUGCCGAAGCCGAUUAGGGUCUCGUCGAGGACGAGCAGCUACGACAGCCUGGACAGCCGGGGGCCUGCUGAGGUGGCGUCGUAUGUUCCGUGGUACCCGCUGCUCGAGCUGGAGGAGGGUGGUGGUGGUGGUGGUGGUGGCUGCCUUGUGUCGGUCUCCGGGGAGUUGGAGUUGGAGCAAGUUUACUAUGAUGAGUACUUGCAGUUGUUGUCUAUUUGA